GCCGCCUUGCCUCGCCUUUGGCCCCGCGGCUGCGGGCGGGUCCUGCGCCGCAGGUGGCUGCCGGGCCCGCCGGGUCGGGCGGGGAGCAGUGAGGUAGGGCUGCGGGCAGGUGGCUGCAGGUCAGCAGCGGCUGUGGUGGUGCCGUCUGACUCACUCCUCGUCGCCUCCUGGGCGCUGCCAGCCGCGGGCACCGCUCUCCUGCCGUCUGCGGGCUGCCGGUGUCCUGGGCUGAGCCGCUGCCGGAGGGCUGCCGCCUCGCUCCUCGCACAGGCCGCAGUGACUGUCACAUGAGUUCCUCAAGGAUAAUGGACCCUAAGGUGCGAGAGACUGAAGGAGAUGGAGAGGACAAUUCAGGAAAGAAAAAAUCAAAGUUUAAAUCUUUCAAAAAGUUUUUUGGUAAAAAGAAAAGGAAAGAGACGUCAUCUUCUGGGAGCAGCAGUCUGAAGUUAUUCCAGUCGACAAGCGAUGUUGCAGCCUCACACGACGUGUCCAUUAAUUAUGAUUCUGAAGAUGAACUCCAGACACAUAAAGGCAUUAUGGGAAGCAGAGCUUUGUCACAUGAUAGCAUUUUCAUCCCUGAGACUGGGCAAGAGCCUGCAAGGCCAGUAAGAGUGUUUUCUCAAGAAAACAUUUCUGAUCGGAUUAGAGCUUUACAGUUGAAACUCCAGCCUACCAUGAAAUUGGGACCUCCGCCUCCAUUUGGACUUCAUGCAAAGCGAACAGAGGAUGCUGGGACCAGUUCUGAAGAUGAUGGAUUACCCAGGAGCCCUCCAGAAAUGUCUUUGCUCCACGAAAACCUAAAUUCAGGCACAACAACAAGAUUCUCUGACUCUCACAAGCACCUUAGCUCUUUGAGUUUAGCUGGAACAGGCAGUGAAGAAGAAGAACAGGUUACAUUGGGUCCUUCUUCUAGAUCUUGCUCUACAGAUGGUCAGCUGUUCCCUAGGCACCGAAGUGCCAAAACUGGAGCUGCCCAGAUAUCUGACAGUACCGUUUCGCCUGCAGCCAAUUUUGACACUCCACCUGAGCUUUCCUCUUGCUUGGAUAAUUCUGCUGCUAAACACAAGCUUUUAAUAAAACCCCGGAACCAGAGAUCCAGUAAAAUGAGAAGAUUUUCUCAGAGGACCCAGUCUGAAUCUCUGACUGAUUUGAGCUGUACCCCAGAAGAAGAAGAAGUGGAUGAUGAAAAGGAGAUGCAGACCGACUCGCCAGAUGCUGUAUUCAAACCCAGCAAUCAAGAACUGCCAUGCGGCACAGCUGCAGCACAGGAUGUGGCUUCCUGGCCCAAGCCCAGAAUGCCUGAGGACCUUCCCCCUGCUUGGAGACCACUGAUGACUCAACCUACUUCUGAGUCUGCUGUGAUACAGGAAGCCCUGCUGCUAAAGAAUAAACCAGAGGGCUGCCAACCAGCACUGGAAGUGACGUGUGUGAAGUCCGAAUCCUCAUUGCUGUUAGAAGGCAAAGACUCCACAACUUCUUUCUACUCCAGUCCAGACAGAGACGUACAAAAGCAAGAAGAUUUCUCAGAAACACCGGUUCUAUUGUCUGGGGAUGUGAGCAAUAUGUCAAUCAAUAUUUCAAAUCAAGAUAAUGAGGAGCUUCCUACUGUGUUUUCAGUAAAUAAAAUACCAUCUGAAGAAGAUAUUUCAAUUAGUAAGAAUAGUAUUGUUUGCUUGGAAGGGUCAGAAGAAAAUAUACAGGAGGAUGAUGUGGAAAUGCCCUGUAAUAAAGAGGCAAAGAAAGAGGUUGCUGUAUUGUCAGAGUCCAGCAAGCAAUUUUCCAUAGGUUCUUUCCAGCCCACAGACUCGUUCCAUGUUUCACAUCCUCCUUCCUCAGCACAGAUGGGAUCACCUGCUUCCUGCUCGAUAAAGAAAACAAAGACUGCACAAGAGGCAGCUGCUUCUGGUGAGAACAGUCAGUCACUGGUCCACAAGGAGAAACUUUUGGGGAAGAAAGCUGAAAAAGCAGCCAAUGAACUCAAUGCCUUGAGAAAAUUUUCUGUUUCCUCUGCACAGGAGAGACCAAGGACCAGAAGCCUGCACUUCCCAGAAAGAUCAGAGUUGGAAAGCCCAUUAAAUACUGGGUUCUUCCUGUCCAAAGCAAAGCUCUCCUCGAGAAAUGAGAAGUGGAAAGAAGACUUGCAGAAGGGAUCAGAUCCGGAGGAGGAAAAAAGUAGCAACAAAAAGCAGACUUUGCUGCCAGAGUCCGACUCUGAGAACACAGGCCAGCCUACAGAAAUUUUGUCUGGCUGUGUUUCUCCGGCUGUCGAUAUAGUGCCAGGUGAUUCUUCGGUGGUAUCUCAGAAUCGGCCAAGCUGUGAAGAUAAAAGUCCUUUUCAAGUAAAACUUAGAUCCACCUCACUGUCCUUGAAAUACAGAGACAACUCGUCACCAGAAUCAAAAGGGAUUAAAAGAUACAGUGCAGAGUUUAAUUUAGAAAAUGAGGGGUUGACAUCCUUUCUAAAAGGUGAUAAGACACAGAUCAAAAAAACAGCCAAUAGAAAUAUUGAUGAUUCUUUCAAUGAAAAGAUCAAACCCAAAGCGAAGUCCUCUGAACAGCUUAGUAGCAAACCUCCAUUGCCUAAAAAGCCAGCCUUGCAAAACAUAACCAUUCCAAAUACUACUGCAAACAAGGAGAAGCAGGACAAAACUAUUCACUCUCCUGAAUCCAGAAAUGAAGAUAGAGACUUGGAGAAAAAGUCAAAUCCUUGUAAAGUUCCCGAGAGAAGCGUGCCUUCCCCCGUGCCUGCUGGAGACUCUGGAAGAGAUCCCAACAGUCCUGCGCAGCCAGCCUGGAUUUCCAUAGCGAGACAGAAGCAGAGGGGCAUGCAGCAGGAACAGGAACUCGACGGAGAAAAACUUGUGGCUCUGGAUGUUAAGUCAGAUACAGAGAAACAGAAUAAAGAGAAGGAGCAAACAGAGGGGUCAGUGAAGCAGCAGUGGAGCAAACCUUCGCACUUGGCACCUAAAACCUCUUCUGAAGAACACAGGAAAGAGACAAAGUCUGAAGUGAAGGAGCCGCUGCUGAGAACCAAUUCACUGUCACAUUAUGUCCCUGUUGCUCCAUCACCAGCACUGGUGGAUAAAGAGGAAAUAAGCCACUUUAAGAAAGUCAGUAAUGCUGCUCCGGAUCAGCCAUCAUGGAUGGAACUGGCCAAAAAGAAAUCGCAAGCCUGGAGUGAUAUGCCACAGAUUAUAAAAUAGAAUGAUGCAAACAAAUAGCAUCUUUCAUAAUUAAGUCAACUACUUACCUGAACUUCUACAGAUCAGCUAAUCACAGUGAAGAAUCUCUUGAUACAGGAGAAGGGUUUUAUUAUAUAGCUGUGGAGAGUGUGCAAUAGGUGCAGUCAAAAAGUUUACCUUCGACUUUGUAGCAAUCAUGAUUGCAGUGGCAAUGGAUUACUUAAAUUAUGCUAAGGACGGACAUACACUUUGGAAAAAGUUUUGCCUACAUAUUUCCUGCGUUUUCUGCUUUUAAUGACAUUUGCAUCAGAACAGAAUCUUUGCUAAACUUUGCUGAACUUCCGUUGUUGCUGGAAACUUCUGUUUGUUAUGGUUUCUCUGUUUACAUUUAUAAAUUGUGCACUAACAUCCUGAUUCUGUUCAUGUGUUUCACUGGAAUCGCCUGACACUCUCUCUCUCACAGCUGUUUGGACCAUGGAGGUAUUCAGGAGUAGCUGCUAGCAAGUGCUCCCUUAAAAUGUGUUGCUUGAGCUGCGUGUUUGCCUCGCUGAGCCAAGUGGUCCAGUUUCUGGCCUUAGAUUACAUUUCAUGAGGCACAAAUAUGCACAUUUAUGGGUGACCAUGAAUAAAAAUUCCUCAGCUCCUUCUGCAAGCUACCUUGGUUGCACAGUGUUUGCAAGCAGGCGAGCAGUAAGGAAACUGAACUGCAGUUGGAAGCUCAUCAAUGCAUUCACACUUACUUUUCCUACCUGAAUUUAUCUGGUUGCAACUGGUUUUCCUUUAUGUGAAAUCAUCAUUCUCAGUUAGGAGGAUAGUAUUAGCAUCAAUGGACAAUAUGAAUUUAGUUAAAAAAUAAGAACUGAAAAGCCUUCAGCUAGAGUCCAAACUGAAAUGCUGGGAAAAACUGUGAACUUCAUUGCAGCGUCAGCUUCGCAUAUCACCCCCUACAUGAUCUUAAUUAUUCUCAUAAAAAAACCAGCAACGUAUAGCAUUUCUGUUCUUUACUACCUUUAUAUAAAAUUCUCAUGCUCAUCAGCCUGAGCCUCCC
Messenger RNA from Grus americana (Whooping crane), 4230 nucleotides. It is a transcript of the gene CRACDL, whose product is annotated as CRACD like. The transcript is spliced from 11 exons. NCBI's taxonomy places the organism in Eukaryota, Metazoa, Chordata, Aves, Gruiformes, Gruidae. Bases 288 to 3203 code for a protein of 971 amino acids. The record is from RefSeq and is a predicted model, not a curated record.